Messenger RNA from Exophiala aquamarina CBS 119918, 1188 nucleotides. RefSeq lists its product as uncharacterized. NCBI's taxonomy places the organism in Eukaryota, Fungi, Ascomycota, Eurotiomycetes, Chaetothyriales, Herpotrichiellaceae. Bases 1 to 1188 code for a protein of 395 amino acids. The transcript is spliced from 3 exons. The record is from RefSeq and is a predicted model, not a curated record.
AUGGAGCAUCCACCUGAUUCCCUCGCCCUUUCGGCUUCUCUGUAUCUUUCCAUAACCACAAGUCGGCUUUUUAAUGUACAUCGACCAGAAGUUCUGACCUUGCAAGUCUCCAAGGCUCCUGUAACUUUGCUAUCUCGACUGUCCAACCCAUUCAAGUCCAUUCAAGUGAGGAUGUUACUCAGAUACAGCAUUCCUCUGCUCCUGUCCUUCGUUGGACUUGUUUUGACUCAAGAUGAAGAGUACCCUGGCAAGAUUGAUUGCUACGGUUGGACGGGGCUGGCAUUUCCCAACAAUACACAGUGCCCCGGGUCUCACAUCUGUUGCCAGACAACAGAUUUCUGCGAUCCGAAUCGGUUUUGUAAGCAGAAUAAUCAAUUGAUUGUUCCUACUUGCUCGACCUUUCCGUGGGAUAAUUGUGCAAAUAUCUGCCAAUAUGAUCCAGGAACCGGUUUCCUACCUCGUGCAAUCGAAUGCGACGACGGAAGCUUUUGCUGUGACAAUGAUCCACCCUGCUGUUCAGAAAAUCGCGGUAUAGUUCUCAAUGGUCUCGGAGCGGUCGUUUCCACCCACUCUGGCACAUCAACUUCAUCUCAAACAUCUACAACUGAUACCCCCACGAACACUGGCAGUAGCCUCGCUUCCAUUACCACUUCUGCCAGCACGGUUCCAAGUAGCAGUGGAACAGCAACCCCGAGCGAUUCCGGAGUGACAUCCUCAUCUUCGAAUGGCAUGUCGACAGGAGCUAAGGCUGGGAUAGGGGUUGCAGUGGCGGCGGUAGUCAUCAUCAUCGCCACACUCUCCGUCCUCCUGAUGCGAUCUCGACGCCGUCGAUCAAACCUGGAACCCCACUCAUCUCAGUCAUAUCAUCCAUCCGGAGACACAGCUGUGCCAGCGAGCUCGAAAUUCUACAACCAGCACUACCCUGCUAGAUAUUCCGAUCAGCCGUCAAUCCCAUCUGAGAUCGAUGGAACCAAACUCCAGAAUUUAGGCAUGCAAGCAAUGGACAACUUUGUCGAGAACAUCGCAACGCACAGCCGCCGCAGCAGAAUCGAGGACGAGGACAAACAGCUAUUGGGUGAAAAUUACAGCGACAGCGUCGAUGCUUUCCCUUGGCCCGUUUUCUCCUUCAAAGAUGAGGACGACCCCAACGGCGUUGAAGAGGAAGACCAAGAGACCGAGUCUCGAUAG